GUCUUGCUGCGAGAUCGAAACGAAGCUUCCAGCGGCAACAAUCAGUCGAUCAGUUGACGAAAAGCUUCUCUACAGUUAAGAAAGUGAGUGCAAUCAAUCAAAAUUUGGAACCCAGCCAGUGCGACACAAUAAGCUGCAAGCGAUGAUUUCACGCAUCUUUACAUCCACUGUUCCGUGCCGGCUUGGCAGGGGAAUUGUGUUCGAGCGAGCCAUGCGAAACAUUGCUAGUGGAGUAGGGCCCUGCCGUCACAUGAGCCACGAACGGAAUAUAGUACAAUCGCCGUUCGGUAGUGUGGACAUCCCGGAGAAGAAUGUUACAGAGUAUAUCUUCGAAGGCUACGAGAAGUAUGCAGACAAACCGGCCGUUACGUGUGGUGCUACGAAACGAUCGUAUACGUACGGGAUGGCUUACGAGAUGACAAAACGAAUGGCGCGUGGUCUGAUAUCGCAAAAGGGAUGUGCCAUGCGCAAGAACGAUGUUUUAGGACUGCUGCUUCCCAACAUACCCGAAUUCGUUCCGGCACUGCACGGUGGCUUGUUGGCAGGUUUAUCCGUCACAUUCGCCAAUCCGUUGUAUACGGCGGAGGAAGUAUGCCGCCAGUUUGAAAAUGCUGGUGUGUCGGCCAUUGUCACACUUCCAAUGCUGUUGCCUGUUGCGGAAAUGUUCAAAUCCAAGGUGAAACAGUACAAAGGAACCAUCUGCAUCGGUGGAAAGCAUGAUUUCGAUAAAAAUAUCUACGGAUUUGAGCAAUUUCUGAAAGAAAAUCAUCGCUGCGAGCUCCCCGAAAUCGAUUGCCAUAAAACGGCCAUUCUACCCUAUUCGUCCGGUACAACAGGACUGCCGAAGGGCGUGGAACUAUCUCACUACAACCUCGUAGCGAACCUUGCUCAAGGAUCACAUCCUGCAAUAUCCAAAUAUUAUCAACCAGAGUAUAUCGAUAAGAAGGACACAAUCUUGACCAUACCGCCUUACUUCCACAUUUAUGGACUUAAUGCUAUUUUGCAUUCUGUGAUCAAGUCUAAAAACCAUAUAGUUUCAAUUCCCAGAUUCAUCCCGGAAGAUUACAUCCAGUGUCUUGCGGAGUUCCGUCCCCAGUUCCUGUUUGUGGUACCAUCGCUACUACUUUUCCUUGCUACACACCCGAAAGUAACACCCGAUCUGCUGUCGAGUGUGGAAUCUGUGCUGGUCGGUGCCGCACCAGCCUCACUGCAGCUGCAGGAGAAGUUCCGUACCAAGGUUGGACGCGAUAUUGAUAUUGCACAGGGCUAUGGCAUGACCGAAAGUUCACCGGUUACCCUUUGCACACCACAUCGUUACGAUCAGUCUAAGGUCGGCACGUGUGGUCAGCUGUACCCCAAUACGGAGGCCAAGAUUGUAUCGCUUACGGAUGGUAGCAACCAGGGUCCACAUCAGACGGGGGAGCUGUACCUGCGUGGGCCACAAAUUAUGAAGGGCUAUCUGAACAACGAAGCCGCCACCAAGGAAACGUUGGUUGGGGACGGUUUCUUGCGUACCGGCGACGUUGCAUACUACGACAAGGAGGGAUUCUUUUUCAUCGUCGAUCGGACGAAAGAGUUGAUCAAGGUGAAGGGAAACCAGGUUUCCCCAACGGAGCUAGAAAACAUUAUUCUUGAACUGCCCGAAGUUGGCGACGUGGCUGUGGCCGGUGUACCGGACGAAACGGCCGGCGAGCUUCCACGUGCCUUUGUCGUCGUUAGGCCGGGUUCCGAUCUGAACGAGAAGGAGGUGCAGGAUCAUGUGAAGGAGCGUGUCGUCAAAUACAAACAGCUGGCCGGUGGUGUAAUAUUCGUCAAGGAAAUUCCACGCAACGCGGCCGGCAAAGUCAUACGGCAGCAGCUACACAUGCUUGCAGCCCAGUUCGAGGACUGAACACUGAUAGUAACGAACCAGCUGAUGUGAACUGUUGUUAACAGCUGCAUGGCAACCAGUUUAAAAACUCGUCACUUGUACAGAAAUAAAGUAGUCCAUUUUGUUUUUCUUUUCCCUAA
Anopheles funestus (African malaria mosquito) is the source of this 2010-nucleotide messenger RNA. Its product is annotated as probable 4-coumarate--CoA ligase 1. The record is from RefSeq and is a predicted model, not a curated record. The transcript is spliced from 7 exons. Gene Ontology annotation, molecular function: long-chain fatty acid-CoA ligase activity. Gene Ontology annotation, biological process: long-chain fatty acid metabolic process; fatty-acyl-CoA biosynthetic process. The coding region runs from base 143 to 1891 and encodes 582 amino acids. NCBI's taxonomy places the organism in Eukaryota, Metazoa, Arthropoda, Insecta, Diptera, Culicidae.